GUGAUGAAUGUCUGUAUGAAACCUUUCCUGAACUUCCUUUGGAGGAAGCUCCAGAAACUGAUGGAGAGGCUGCAAACAUCCAGUGUCCAACAUCUGCCCACAUUCAAGAGCCGUCUUCUCCAGCAACCUCCAGCGAAGCUUUUACGCCGAAGGAGAGCUCUCCUUACAAGGCUCCGAUAUACAUUCCUGAUGACAUUCCUAUUCCUUCAGAGUUUGAGCUUCGAGAAUCCAACAUUCCUGGAGCAGGAUUAGGGAUAUGGACCAAAAGGAAGAUUGAAGCAGGGGAAAAGUUUGGUCCUUUUGUAGGAGAGCAGCGGCCACACCUUAAAGAUCCCAGUUAUGGUUGGGAG
This is a messenger RNA of Balearica regulorum gibbericeps (East African grey crowned-crane), 350 nucleotides long. NCBI's taxonomy places the organism in Eukaryota, Metazoa, Chordata, Aves, Gruiformes, Gruidae. The record is from RefSeq and is a predicted model, not a curated record.